Letharia columbiana is the source of this 396-nucleotide messenger RNA. RefSeq lists its product as uncharacterized. The record is from RefSeq and is a predicted model, not a curated record. Lineage: Eukaryota; Fungi; Ascomycota; Lecanoromycetes; Lecanorales; Parmeliaceae. Bases 1 to 396 code for a protein of 131 amino acids. The transcript has a single exon.
AUGUGCCGAGGAAUCGACUACGUCCACGAAGGGUGCAAACACAUUAAGAAAUUUCACGUUGUCCAGGUGUGCAAUUCUUCCAACGGCACCCCCUGCCACGAUCUCAUUACAAUUCACGAAAUCAAAAUCACAGCUCCAGCCUUUUGCCUUCGAUGUUUCCGUCAAAAGGAGGCCGACAUUGACGCGGAAUACGAAACCAUGGCAGACGACCUCCGAAAGGAGAUAGCCAGGGUUGACGAACGCUUUGCCAAGGGGUGGGUCCUAACCCAAACAAGCGCGCAUUUGCUCAACGACUACCGUGCUGAGUGCGAGGAUGAUAUCCUGCAAGCGAAGGCAUCGCGGGACUUGAGCAUUCAGCUCUUCAGACAGGACCAAGGGGUCUGGGGUGAUGGCUGA